CAGGAGGAGCAGCAGUAAACUUGUGUCACAGGCUGAGAACUGCACGCUUACUGUAGGAAAACCACUGAUGUGAAAGCGGUCUGUUGCUGCACACGUCAUUGAAUGGGUAUGCUAGCCUGCAGUCCUCCUUGAUUGGCACGGGUGUCGUCCAAGCAGUCAGAGGUUGAAAGUGCAGCCUUAGUUUUUUCUGCAUAACAUCCAGACAAUGUCAGGCCGGAGAGUGGUGGUGUUUGUUUCAGCAGCAGAACUCGGCCCAGCUCUGGCCCAGCUUGUAGCCUCUCGAGCUGAGAAGACCCUGAGCAGUGGUGCUAGCACCUUUUCCCUGGGUCUCUCAGGAGGAAGUCUGGUGUCCAUUCUAAGUAAGGAGCUGCCUGCUGUACCGAACCUGGACUGCAGCCAGUGGCUGGUGGGGUUCUGUGAUGAGCGCCUGGUUCCUUUUGAUGAUCCUGAGAGCACAUAUGGACUUUACAAGAAUCAGUUGUUCUCAAAAGUGAACAUUUCAGAGGACCGGGUGCUAGCAAUAAAUCCUUCGUUACCAGUAGAUGAGUGUGCAGAUGACUACGCCAGAAAGCUUAGUAAGGCAUUCAAUACUGAAAAAACGCCAGUAUUUGAUAUGUUGUUGCUGGGCAUGGGACCGGAUGGACACACAUGCUCUCUUUUCCCAGAUCAUCCCCUAUUACAGGAAAAGCAGAAGACAGUGGCUCCUAUCAGUGACUCCCCGAAACCACCUCCUCAGAGGGUCACCCUCACACUGCCCAUGGUGAACGCUGCCCGUUGUGUGGUGUUCGUGUCCACUGGAGGCAGCAAAGCCCCUGUGCUUAAGCAUGUACUGGAAGGGGGAGAAGGACCGGUCCUGCCUGCAGCCCUUGUCACUCCGACUCAGGGUGAACUCUUCUGGCUGGUGGAUGAACCAGCAGCAGCCUCUUUAACACGGGAGGUGGAAAGACCAGGACCUGGGGCUAAACUGUGAGCUCACAAAUAACCUGGAGAGAGACAGAUUACUCGUAUUUGGUCCACAGUGUUGAAGUUUUUCGAAUCAGCGGUUAAAUCUUUGACUUUGACAAGCUGCUAAUUACAAGAAUGAGUGUCUAGAAUGUAAUGUGUAGACUGAUUGUACUUUUUUACAGGCACAUAAACUGUAUGUUGGUAAAGAGGACAUAUGUCUUAUGUUAUAUGUCUGAGAGAUCAUUGUAUAUACGGUAUUUGACUAUAAUGGGUUAAACACAGAAAAAUAAAUAAAUGUGCCAGCUAAUUG
Messenger RNA from Trichomycterus rosablanca, 1255 nucleotides. RefSeq names its product 6-phosphogluconolactonase (gene pgls). The record is from RefSeq and is a predicted model, not a curated record. Gene Ontology annotation, biological process: carbohydrate metabolic process; pentose-phosphate shunt. Bases 206 to 970 code for a protein of 254 amino acids. The transcript has 7 exons. Gene Ontology annotation, molecular function: 6-phosphogluconolactonase activity. Lineage: Eukaryota; Metazoa; Chordata; Actinopteri; Siluriformes; Trichomycteridae.